Messenger RNA from Ananas comosus (pineapple), 758 nucleotides. RefSeq lists its product as uncharacterized. The transcript has a single exon. The annotation marks the transcript as partial. Lineage: Eukaryota; Viridiplantae; Streptophyta; Magnoliopsida; Poales; Bromeliaceae. The record is from RefSeq and is a predicted model, not a curated record. Gene Ontology annotation, biological process: telomere maintenance; DNA repair. Gene Ontology annotation, molecular function: DNA helicase activity.
AUGAAUCACAGAAACAGUUUCGAAUCUUUAGAUAGAACAUUGAGAGAUAUUUUACAAUCAGAUGAUGGAAAAACUGACCAGCGGUUAUUUGGCGGUAAAACUAUAGUGUUCGGAGGAGAUUUUCAGCAAAUACUUCCUGUCAUUGUUAGUAGGUCAAGGCAAGAUAUAGUUAAUGCAUCGAUCACUAAGUCAUACAUUUGGAAUGAUUGUAAAGUCUUCCGUUUGUCUACUAAUAUGAGGCUGCUAAAGAGUCCAUUUAAUGACGUGUCAAAAGAAAGCUUAGCAAAUUUUGCUAAAUGGACAUUGGACUUGGGUGAUGGUAAAUUAGAUGCAAUUAAACUAGACAACGAAGAAGAAGCUUCUUGGAUAAAAAUACCUGAUGAUUUGCUCAUAAAAAAUAGUGGAGAUGGCAUUCAAGAUAUCGUUUCUACUAUAUAUGGGGACAUCCAAGAAAACUACGGUGAAGUUACAUACUUAAGAGAUAGAGCUAUAAUUACGCCAAUGAAUGAAACAGCUGAUGAGAUAAACAAAUAUGUUCUUUCUUUGUUGCCAAAUGAAGAGAAGAUUUACAUGAGUUCUGAUUCAAUUUGUAAAUCAUCAAUAAAUAAUGACGAUAAUGAUGUUCUUUAUCCUGUUGACUUUUUAAAUUCUCUGAAGUUCAAUGGUGUUCCUAAUCAUGAACUUAAAUUGAAAAUAGGGUCUCCAAUAAUGUUACUACGUAAUAUCAACCAAAGUGCAGGAUUGUGUAAUGGCACUCG